Brachypodium distachyon (stiff brome) is the source of this 3710-nucleotide messenger RNA. RefSeq lists its product as uncharacterized. The record is from RefSeq and is a predicted model, not a curated record. Lineage: Eukaryota; Viridiplantae; Streptophyta; Magnoliopsida; Poales; Poaceae. Gene Ontology annotation, molecular function: metal ion binding; mRNA binding. The transcript is spliced from 14 exons. The coding region runs from base 177 to 3128 and encodes 983 amino acids.
AAAAGAAAAGGGAAGAGAGCGAGAGAGCAGUGGCCACACCGUAGUGGUGGAGAGAGAGGGGGAAACAAAACCCGCCCGAUCUCCUCGUCCUGCUCCUCCCCACUCCGAUCGCUCCUGUGCCCGAGUCCCCCCACCCGAUUGCCGCGCGCUUCUUCGGCCCCCCCGUCCCGACGCCGAUGGAGCCUCAAGCCGCAGCAGCUGCAGCCGGAGGAGGAGGAGGAGGAGGAGGAGGAGAAGGAGGAGGAGAGGGCGGCCGUGGCGCGGACCCCGACACCGGCCUCGAAGGGCCGAUGUGGGGGAUGGGGCUGGGCGGGGACGGCGGCGGCGGCGGGGAGGGGGACGGGGCGGCGCGGCUGCCGGAGCGCCCCGACGAGGCGGACUGCAUCUACUACCUCCGCACGGGCGCUUGCGGCUUCGGGGACCGCUGCCGCUACAACCACCCACGCGAUCGCGGCGGCACUGAGUUUGGCGGAGGUGCAAAGAAUGCAGUAGUGUUGGACUACCCGGAACGGUUGGGUCAACCAGUAUGUGAGUAUUACAUGAAAACUGGGACCUGCAAAUUUGGUUCAAACUGCAAAUAUCACCAUCCUAAGCAAGAUGGAUCUGUGCUGCCUGUUAUGUUAAACAACAGUGGAUUUCCUCUACGUCCGGGUGAGAAAGAGUGCUCCUACUAUAUGAAGACUGGACAGUGCAAGUUUGGUUCUACAUGUAAAUUUCAUCAUCCAGAGUUUGGUGGUUUUCCAGUGACCCCUGGAAUAUAUCCACCAUUGCAGUCGUCUGUACCAUCUCCUCAUCCUUAUGCCUCUCUUGCAAAUUGGCAAAUGGGGAGGCCACCUGUUGUUCCUGGAUCAUAUAUGCCAGGCUCGUACGCUCCAAUGAUGCUGUCGUCUGGAAUGAUCCCCUUGCAAGGAUGGAGCCCUUAUCCGGCUGCAGUCAAUCCUGUUGCAUCAGGUGGACCGCAGCAAACUGUUCAAGCUGGACCGGUGUAUGGCAUAGGGCACCACGGAUCUUCCUCUACAAUUGCUUAUGGUGGUCCUUACAUGCCUUACUCUUCCUCAACUAUACAAUCAAGCCAUAGUCAACAAGAACAUGGAUUCCCUGAGCGGCCAGGGCAACCCGAGUGCCAGUAUUACAUGAGGACAGGAGAUUGUAAAUUUGGUGCUACAUGUAAAUAUCAUCAUCCUCGGGACUGGAGUUCACCUAAAUCUAAUUAUGUGUUCAGCCCAUUUUGCCUUCCACUUCGUCCGGGUGCUCAGCCUUGUUCGUAUUAUGCCCAAAAUGGAUAUUGCAGAUAUGGAGUUGCCUGCAAGUAUGAUCACCCUAUGGGUACGCUUGGCUACAGUUCAUCUCCUUUGCCCCUCUCUGACAUGCCAAUUGCACCCUAUCCCCUUGGCUUCUCUAUUGCCACAUUGGCUCCAUCUUCAUCUUCCCCAGAUUUAAGGCAAGAAUAUAUUUCAGCUAAAGACCCAUCAGUCAACCAAGUAGGGUCUCAAGUAGCUGCAUCUGAACCUGUUGGGUCAAUGUUGCCAAAAGGGGUUUUCCAGCCAGACACCAUGAUGCGUGCUCAGACUACUACGACAGCUGGUGGUAGUUCAAGCCCUGGUGCUGGUCGCUUUUUUUUUUUUGCUUUUGGUUUGCGGCCGAGCAGCCCGAUCCCCCUCCGAUCGUCGCGCCGGGAGGAGCAUUCGUUCCCGGGAGCUGGUUGGUUGAUGAUGGAGCCGUACGCCUCGCCCAGGGACAACAGCAGCGGCGGCGGCGGUGGGGGUGGUGGCGAGGGCGGCGGCCGCGCCGACGCCGACACCGGCCUGGAAGAGUCGAUGUGGAGGCUGGGCCUGGGCGGCGGCGGGGAGGCGGCGCCGCGGCUGCCGGAGCGGCCGGGCGAGGCCAACUGCAUCUACUACCUCCGCACGGGCUCCUGCAGCUACGGGGAGAGCUGCCGCUACAACCACCCCCGCGAUCGCGCCGCCGCGUUCAAUGGAGGUGCAAGGACCACAAUUGCCAUGGGCGUGGAGUAUCCAGAACGACCGGGUCAGCCACUGUGUGAGUACUACAUGAAGAAUGGGACUUGUAAGUUUGGUUCUAAUUGCAAGUAUAAUCAUCCCAGAGAAGGUGGUCCUGUACAACCAGUUGCAUUGAAUACCAGUGGAUACCCUCUGCGUCCGGGUGAGAAAGAGUGUUCUUACUACAUAAAAACUGGCCACUGCAAAUUUGGGUCUACAUGUAAAUUUCAUCACCCAGACGGGCCGGAACUUGGUGUUGUUUCAGAGACACCUAGCAUGUAUCCACCAGCACAACCAUUGCCUAUGUCUUCCCCUCUUACAUAUCCACCUCUUGCCAGCUGGCAAUUGGGAAGGCCUUCUGUUCUGCCAGGAUCAUUUUACCAGGGCUCAUAUCCUCCAAUGGUGCACCCGUCUGCAGUGAUACCAAUGCAGGGAUGGAAUCCUUACAUGUCAUCUAUGAACCAACUUGCAUCAGCUGGGGGACAGCAAAAUGUUCAGGCAGGACCACUGUAUGGCUUAUCGCACCAAGGACCUUCGUCUUCAGUUGCUUAUGGCAGUAAUUAUGCGCCAUUGCCCUCUUCAACAUGGCCUUCAAGUAAUAAACAAGUUGCCUUUCCAGAGCGGCCGGGGCAGCCUGAGUGCCACCACUACAUGAAGACAGGGACUUGUAAAUUUGGAGCCACAUGCAAAUACAGUCAUCCUCAAUACUUGAGUGCACCUAACUCCAACUGUAUGCUGAGUCCUCUAGGUCUUCCAAUUCGGCCGGGCGCUCAGCAAUGUGUUUACUAUUCACAGCACGGUUUUUGCAAAUUUGGUCCGAGAUGCAAAUUUGAUCACCCACUGGGUACUCUGAGCUACAGCCCUUCAGCGUCAUCGCUUACUGAUGUUCCUGUUGCUCCCUAUCCUCUCAGUCUCCCUGUUGCUCCUAUGGCUCCAUCUCCAUCAUCUUCCGGUCUGCGGCCAGAAUACAUUCUAACUCUGGAGCCUUCAGUGAACCAGCCAGCAUCACCUGGAACUGCAUUUGGACCCGCUGGAUCAGUGCCAAAAAUCUGUGCUCCACACAUGCUUCUCCGACCUCCAACUUCUACAACUGUUGCCACUGUUACAAAUCAUGGUGGAGGGUUCUAAUCUCUUCUGAGAUCAAAAUGGAUAUUCAGCAAGCUUGUGAAGAUUCUUUUUUGGGCAGGUGAAAUGUGAUCUCGGCUCGUUUUUGCUCCAAUUUGAUUCCACAGCAAAUCUGUCUCCACGUCCCUCCCAGCAUUUGUUCACUUGGAAUCGCACCCUGUGUGAAUAUGGCUGGAGCUGACAUAUACAUGGCCAAGGUUGAAAUCUUAGCCAUCCGAAUAAAAGCAUAGAUAGGCAGUGGCAGGCUCAUUCCCCUGUCAUUUUUCUGUCUAUUGUUGAAUUGGAAAAGAGGGAGAAUCCUGAAAUCCAGUUAACCGGCAGUCUUAUCUUGGUACAUAAUUAUCGAAGCAGGCUAUGGGAUGCAUCAUUACAGGGAGGUUUUUGUAUCUCAAAGCUAUUGGGUUUGGCACUUCUGCCCAAAUCUUUGUUGAUUUAACCAUCUCAUAUGUAUUAUGCAACUAUAGGUGUAUGACUUCUGUAAUAUGUCUAUUAUGUACAUUCAUAAUGCGAACAAGGAACGAUGUAAUGGAACCCUCAGAACCCUAAGUUUCAUCAUCAGCUGGCUAAUUGUUCAUCCGCAUCAAA